This is a messenger RNA of Nilaparvata lugens (brown planthopper), 2091 nucleotides long. RefSeq names its product PSME3-interacting protein. The transcript has 6 exons. Gene Ontology annotation, cellular component: nucleus. The coding region runs from base 161 to 730 and encodes 189 amino acids. The record is from RefSeq and is a predicted model, not a curated record. NCBI's taxonomy places the organism in Eukaryota, Metazoa, Arthropoda, Insecta, Hemiptera, Delphacidae.
AAAAAUAACAGCUGUUCAUAAUUAUUUCUUGCCGUGUCUCGUUUCUUGUGCAUUUUUGUGACUAUUGUAAUCAUCUUGCAUUUUUAAUUUUUCAGAUAAGAUAUUUAAUUUACAUAAAUUAUUACAAUUUCAAGACCCUAUUUCCAUUAACAGGUGAACAAUGAGUUCUGGUUUUAUAUCAGAGUCUGAAAUUGCGGAGAAAAGAAAAUGUCGCCAGGAGGAAUGGGAAAAAGUGAGGAAACCUGAUCAACCACUGGAGGCACCUGAAGAAGAAUACGACCAUCGCUCGCUGUUUGAUCGACUGCAAGAGCAGAAACAGAAACGAGAUUUCGAAUAUGAAGAGGCUCACAGAUUGAAGAACAUGAUCAAAGGCCUUGAUGACGACGAGGUGGAAUUCCUGGAGCUGGUCGAUCGUAGCAAACUGGAGGAGGAACGCAAGCAGAGGGGGGAGGAGCAGCGUGAGUUGGCCUCCUUUCGCAGUGCGCGCGCAACUCUCUCCCUCCACACCCCCGCCACCAUCCUCAACAUCCCCAAGCCCCCCACCCCGGCCAACAACCGCAACAGUAGUUACACUUCGCAGACGAAACUGUUGGCGGGUGCUGUGGUUAAGAAGAGACCGACAACAGCUGACGAACAAAAGUCAUCAUCGCCACCAUCACCACAUCAGUCUCAUCCCCUCCACCCACCAAGAAAGCCAAAACUGAUGACACUGAUAAAUCAGCUGACGUGAGCCAGAACCCGCCGGUUGACUCUACUCGCGCAGAUGCCGUAAGCCAGAACCCUCCGCUUGACACUACUCGCGCUCCCACGGCUACCGGCCUGCGCUGCAUAGGCAUUCUACCAGGCAUCUCGUACAGCGAGUCGAGUAGUGACAGCGCCAGUUCUGACACGGACGACGAAGCGUGCGAAGACAGCGGCUGUCAGUCGGGCCACCAACACGUCGACAUGAUCGGUCGCAAGCUGUUCUUGAAGCAGAAGGUCGUCUCCGAGUCAGAGUGAUGUGCUAACAAAUAGAGUGUGAUGGAGCAAAUCUUGCCAGCACGGCAUCCGACUGGUGAUUUAACAUCUCAGUCCUAUAAAAAAUGAAUAAUUUAUUUUGCUUUAAAAUAAAAGAUCCAAACAUGCCAGUACAGAAUUCCGUUCUGUAGAACUUUUUCAGUUCUGAAUUCAGCAUUUGGGAGCCCGUUUUAACGGAGACUCAACGAAAAAGUAUAAGAAAUGGAUGAAUAUAAAGAUGAGGUUUGGCUAAUCCCUGUUUCUCCACAUUCUUUCCAACCACUUGUUCCGGACGCUUUAAGAAAGGCCUUCGGAUUUAAAAAGGCCUUUGAGAAAGGCUUACGGUUGCGUGUAAAGCCGUCUGGCUUCAAUCGACCAAACUGAACUUUUUACUUUGUUGAAGUCUGAACACUGUGUUCCCCGUAAAUAUUAAAAAAAACUUUUUGAUGAGGAAUGCAUUAUUCACUCCUAAGGAGGAGCUUCGCCAGCCUCUCAGCUCUAUCAUAUUAUAUUUUAAGGUUUAUUAAAAUAAAAGUGAGAUGAGAUAUGGACAAUGACUUUAUCCUGUAUCCCAUCAGCUUCGUCCACGAAUCUAGGGAUUACACCAGUGUGCGUGUUUUCUUCCCAAACCCAAAUUGUUUGCAAAAAAAUUUCACUCAAGAUGGUGAAUGGUUUUCCUGAUCCUGACUGUCCAUAAGCCAACAAACUUCAGCUGUAUCCAGACCAGAUGAAUUUAUUUUCAAAUCAACGCAGUAAGAAGUAGCGCAGACUUCUUAAAAGUUUUGGAAACUUCAGAAGUUUAAAAGUCCUAAAAAAUAUUUAUAAAUCUUACCCGGGUUGACUGUAGUGUGGUCAUUUGAAGUAAUUGUAACAUUAGAUAAACCGGUUUUUGUUAUGCUUUGCUUUAUGGUUUCAAAGCUGCUAUAGUGUUAACAUAUUAUUAUAAUUUAGCAAUGAAGUUCAUCGAUAUAAACACUAUGCUUUGCCUGAUUCAUCACAAUGUAUAUGUACAGUAGAUUUAAGUUCAAUGUAAUGGAUUGUUCUGAAUGGUGAAGUGAGAAAUUGUAAAAAAAUAUAAACAGUUUUGUCGUUGAA